Messenger RNA from Seriola aureovittata, 4388 nucleotides. It is a transcript of the gene golga5, whose product is annotated as golgin A5. The record is from RefSeq and is a predicted model, not a curated record. The coding region runs from base 198 to 2456 and encodes 752 amino acids. Gene Ontology annotation, biological process: retrograde transport, vesicle recycling within Golgi; Golgi organization. Gene Ontology annotation, cellular component: Golgi cisterna; Golgi membrane. The transcript is spliced from 13 exons. NCBI's taxonomy places the organism in Eukaryota, Metazoa, Chordata, Actinopteri, Carangiformes, Carangidae.
GUUGUGGGGUCCUUCGUAGCGCCGCUUCCUGGUCCACGUAUCGAAAAGACUACCAACAUCCUCUCUGACAGAUAAUGACAUCUGACUGUGUUUAUCCAAGCUGGUUUUCUUGUUCACGUGCAGCCGUUAAACCUCGGCGGUAGCCAGGUGACCGGAGACAUUCAGGGACCGGGACGUCGUUUCGAAACGGAUUGAAAAUGUCCUGGUUUACUGACUUGGCUGGGAAAGCUGAAGACUUCUUGAAUAAAGUGGACCAGGGAGCUGCCACCGCCCUGAGCAAAAGCCAGGAGAGAACCUCCUCCUUUUCGUCGCCCUACGAAGGAGAAUCCACCGUCAAACCUGAGUACAACACUGAAGGGUACAAGGCCGACACAGCUGUGAACUAUGCAUCCUCCCACGAUGCAAUAGGCUUCAUCUCCGCAGCAGCCAGCAACAUCAAGAGAUCCAAUGCAACCUUGCUGGCUGGCACAGCCAACGUGGCCGGUACCCCGUCUGGUUCUGGCAGCAGCGCUAACAACUCUGCCAAGACGUCAUCUGGCUUUGUGAGGCCCAGAAAGAGCGAGCAGGACGUGGACGAUGACAUGCUCUUUGACUUUUUGAACAGCUCCGAGCCUCCGGCCAGCAACAGGAGGGAUUCAAGAAGGGAACUUAUGAAAGUGGCAGUUCCAGUUACAGAGGCCGAAAACCCAACACCCCCUCCAUCCACCACUCCUCACGCCAUCCCCUCAGCCCCGUCCACACCCCCCUCGACCCGCGGAGUAUCCAGGGCCUCGAGCCUGAGCUCGCUGUCUGCUCACAGCAUCAAAACGUCAGAGGAGAGCUCUGCUAAAGAGCAAGGCCAAGACACAUCUGAGAGCUCAGACUCGGGCUUGCCUGUCCCUCAGGAGUCCGGCAGGCAGGAGCCUCCUCCUCCUGCAGAGGAGCCACAGAGCCAGAUCCUGUCCAGUCUGCGUCUGGAGAACCAGCUGCUGCGCAGUGAAGUGUCCUCCCUCAACCACGAGAUGGCUUCAGUCAUCCAGAGAGCAAAAGACCUGCAGGACGAAUUGAACCAGGCAAGACUACGAGCUGACAAAUGGAACUCGGAGCAGUGUCAUACUGACCGAACGUUACGGGAACUUCGGUCACAGGUCGACGACCUGACGGAGGCGCUUUCAGCCAAAGACGGUCAGCUGGCGGUGCUGAAAAUCAGACUGGAUGAAGCCGAUCAGCUGCUGAAGUCCCGCAGUGCUGCACUAGAGGAGGCACAGAAGGAAAGGUCAAGAAUUGUGCAGGACCACACAGAAGGGAGCAGCAUGCAGUCCCAAGCUCUCGAGACGAUCCAGGAGAGGCUGCGAGAGUCGGACCUGGCUGUCAGGAGGGAGCAGGACAGCUACCGGCAGAUGCAGAGUGAGUAUGCUGGUCGACUGUCCAAGCUGGAGGCUGAGAGGCAGACCCUUGCAGAGACGGUAACUGCAGCGGAGCGACGAGCCGCAGAGGAGAAGCUCAGGGUCGACGACCUCCACCAGCAGCUGAAAAGUGCCAAAGCUGCAGCUGAGUCUGCCAAGCAAGAGUUACAGGACUACAAGCACAAAGCUUCACGCAUCCUACAAUCUAAAGAGAAGCUGAUCAGCAGUCUGAAGGAGGGAUCUGGUCUGGACACGCUGGACGGGAGCGGCGCCAUGGCUCUGGAGCUGGAGGAAGUGCGUCACGAGAAGGAGUUACAGAGGGAGGAGAUCCAAAAACUGCAGGGGCAAGUGCACACACUUCGAACGGAGAUACAGGAUUUGGAGACUCAGGCCCUGACGGAGGCAGACGCGUGGCGGGAGCAGCAGGUGCAGUUACAGGAGCAACAGGCUUUACAGAACAGGGUUAAACAGGAAGUGGAGGCUGAGGCUGAGCGCUACAAACAGGAGCUGCAGUACCUGGAGGAAGAGAACCAUCGAGCCAAAACAACUCUGCAAAGUCGAAUCAAAGACAGAGAGGAUGAAAUCCAAAAACUCAGGAACCAGUUGACCAACAAGACUCUGAGCAGCAGCAGCCAAACAGAGCUGGAGAAUCGCCUCCACCAGCUGACGGAGACGCUGAUCCAGAAGCAGACGAUGCUGGAGGCUCUGGGCACAGAGAAAAGCUCGCUGGUCUUCCAGCUGGAGCGUCUGGAGCAGCAGCUGAAGAACGCUCAGGGAGGACAAAGCGGAGGGCCGGCCAUCAACAUGAGCGGCCUGGAGGGGCCAGUAGCGCGGCAGAGAAACACACCGGUCCUCUUCAGUGAUCAGGAGAGUCCAGGAGUUUACGGUAAAGUGCGUAAGGCAGCCAGCACCAUCGACCGUUUCAGCAUCAGACUUGGAAUCUUCCUGAGACGUUACCCGAUGGCCAGAGUUUUCGUUAUCCUGUACAUGGCGGUUCUGCACCUGUGGGUCAUGAUCGUUCUCCUGACUUACACACCAGAAAUGCACCAUGGUCAUCCUGACGGAAGAUAGGAGGCUCGUUUUAAAGAUGUUUGCUCUGGUGCCUUCGAUGUGAGGAGCGAACAAGCUGCUGAUGGGCUCUGGGACCUGACUCUCCCUGUUUUGCACAGAUAUGCUAUGAAUUAAAGAUUCUUCUUUAUCCUUUCCAACUGAAGAUUGAAAACUGACAGCUGCAUUGAGUUUUAAAAUAAUUACAGAGAGAUAUAUUAUAUUGUGGGUCUACUGAAAGGACAUUAAAUCAAACAUGAUCUCACAUCUGUUCACCUGCUUUCAGACGUCUGUUCUCUGAAGAGAUUGUAUUUAACACUAUGUAAAAAAAAAUCAUCUUUUAAUAAACAAGUUAGGAGAAACAACAAAGUCCGGCACUUUUCAGAGAUUUUCUAGGCCACGAAACAACGUGAGGAACUUCAGUGAUUUUACACAAAGACUCAGUUUACUGGCUCAUUUAGAAACAUUUCUUUGUUCUGUUGUUUGUUAUUGAGGAACGAUUAGCAGAUAUAAGCCGAUAUACUCUGACUCCAAAGUUUGGACAUUCGUUGUUUAUUUUUUUUUCAAGUAUGUGACAAAAAUAUUUUCUAUUUAAAUACAUGCACCCUAAAUAUAACAUUUGAGUCCCAUGUGGUUUAUUUAGAAACUUUUUUCCCCUAAACUUUUCAAAUUAAUUUACAUAGAUACAUAUUUUGUCACCUCUGUGAUGUAAUUACCCUUACAAGAUUUAAAAGGAAUAUAUAUAUAUAGAUAUAUAUAUAUAUAUAUAUAUAUAUACAUAUAUAUGAAUAAAUAUGACAUGCUGGCAAUUUAAGAGAAAAAUUAGAGAAGCAUUUGUUGGUAACAUAAAUAUAAUACACAGAAUAAACCUGUUGAUGUUAUUCUUGUUAUAUUGAUGUAGAACAGACAGUAUAAGUUCAUUAACUUAAACUUUUUUAAUGCUACAAUAUGAUUAUUUGGAAGAAUUUCACCAUCAUAAUUUCUAGAAACGGGAAGUGAAAGGUGGAACUACUGGUGUCAGGUAAUUACAAAGAUCAUCCAGAGUAACUGCAUGAGAUCAGGAAAAAUGGCUAAAAAAAAUAGUAUUUUUUCAUUUAAUAUCAUGGCAGGAAACUUGAAUUAACGGUUUUGAGAUUUGGAAACACAUUUUUGUGCCUUCAGCAUCUCACCAAACGUUUCAGACACGAAUGGCUGCUGUUGCACAGAAUGACUCAGCUGUCGUCGAUAUGGGGAUGAAGAGGUAAAGUUUAUUGCAGAUCCACUUCUGUAAGUGCGUGUACGUGUGUGUGUGUGUGUGUGUGUGUGUGUGUGUGUGUGUGUGUGUGUGUGUACAUGUCUUGCUGUGGUUGUGGGGAUAAAUCUGGGUUUGAAACCAUCAGUGUGAGGUUGUUGUGUUCAGGUGUCACAGCUUCAGGCUUCCUGAGGGACUGAGGUCAGAGUCAGGACGAGUCUCUACCACAUGAAUGAAGCUGAGAGUCUCGUCCUUCGUGCAGAUGGAAACGAGGAGUGAAGUUCAGGCACCGAGCAGCAGCAACAUUCAGAAGUUCUCCAGGAGUUUUCUAGUUGUUUAUUAUUCUCUGUCCUCAGUUCAGAUUCACUUUCUUGCCUUUUACUUCAUCUCUACAGUAACAACAUGUGACGAGCAGAACGUGUUCAGCUCCUCCACAGGUGAAAGUAUCGACCAGUUUAACAUCAAACGCUGUUCAGCAGGAAACAGAUGGAACCGACCCACCAGAACCGCAACCUGCAGCAGAACCAGACUCUUCAUAGAUGUGAUGCUGUGACCUCAGAGACAGAUGUGUGACCUCACACACUCUUUAGUGUGAACUGAACACUGACAGUUCAGACUGUGCAGCAGGUGUCAGUGUAGAACAGCUCAUGUUCAUUAGUUUUAUUCACAACUUCAUUUUUGUCAUUGAAAAGGUUUUUAAUAAAUAAACCUGUGAUUAAAUUGUA